Messenger RNA from Microdochium trichocladiopsis, 6799 nucleotides. RefSeq names its product armadillo-type protein. The transcript is spliced from 2 exons. NCBI's taxonomy places the organism in Eukaryota, Fungi, Ascomycota, Sordariomycetes, Xylariales, Microdochiaceae. The coding region runs from base 256 to 6438 and encodes 2060 amino acids. The record is from RefSeq and is a predicted model, not a curated record. Gene Ontology annotation, cellular component: endocytic vesicle; membrane; Golgi apparatus. Gene Ontology annotation, biological process: intracellular protein localization; retrograde transport, endosome to Golgi; endocytosis.
CCAGCAACCACCUCGCAGCUGCGCCGCUGUCUAUUUGCGCGCUCGCGUAGCCGUUCGCGUGCAGGCAUCAGGGAACGAGCUCUUCCCUUUCCUCUCUCCGACUGUCCCCCACGCAGCAAACCCGAUCGCCGUCCUCCCCACCAAGUCACAAGAAGGCCCCGUGGCCUCGCCAGCUCCUCAGAAGAUCUCACCGAUUGCCCUGUCCCCAUUGGCAAUCUCGCAGCCUGUCGACGGCUUCCUCCUUAAUGAAUCGACAUGGCUUCCUCUGAAUCGUCUGCGCCUGCCACUGACGGCGCUGGCGAUGCUUCUGCUGCCCCUCCGGUCCAGUCGAUCUCUCGAGCCGCUACGUUGGCAACCAACAACCCAGAGCUCGAUCUUCCAAAGCUCCAGGCCCUCCCCGCAGAGCAACAAGAUCUGUUUCUCCUCAACUUCGUGUCCAGCCUCAAACAGCACGUCCUAGGCCUCGCUGCAGACGACUGCACAGCUCAACAGUUCUAUCUCAAAAAGGAGGUCUUCCAGAUCAUAAACCUGACCACACCCCCGCCCAACCGCGUCGUCCGCAACAGUCUCGGCAAGAUCCUCGCGCACAUAUUCGAAAAGGGCGACCGCAAGUUGCUGAUCGAGACGAUAAAUGACCUCGCCGGCAUCGUUGCCAACUCGAAGUCCAAGACCGAUGCCGAAACCCGCACGCGACAUGCUGCAAUUGUCUGCCUCGGCGAUGUCUACGCCGCUGCCGGUGACAGCGCCGUUAGUCUGCACCAGCUUGCUUGCGCAGCCCUGAUUAAGGUGCUCAAGUCGUCGACCAGUCAUGCUGGUUUGCGCGCGGCAGUCUUCGUUGCGCUUGCCAAGCUCGUGACCAUGAUUCAGGGCAGCAUUGACGAGAAUAUCGCGAGGGACGUCUGGAAGCAGGCUCGCAAUGCCAUGACUGGCGAGAAAGGGGCUCUGACCAUCACCUGCGCCUGUCGCUGCCUGCGGGCCCUGGCAAGAAAUACAGCCUAUUUCGAGAACUCGAGCGAUUUCGAGAACCUCAAAUCGAGCAUUUUCAAGACGAUAGACUCGGCUCAGGCGCAUGUCCGACACGCUGCAGCUGACUGCCUGGCAGAAGUCAUGGUCAAGAGCCACUCUGAGAGUGCCGCUGCGGCUGCGCCAAAGGCCAAGAAGCUCAAGUCCAAGGCCGCUAAGCGGACGUCGAAGGCCCCUGGUGCCAAUCUGGACGAUGAGGACGACUACCCUUCGCGACCAGGCACGCCCACGGGCAACAGUAGCAAGAAGGGCCAGGAUCUGAUACUGAGUCUCAACGACAUCCUCAAGACCUUAUCCACGCAGUUCGUGCGCUCGUCGACGACGAACAAGGCACGCGCGGCUCUCGGUGUCUGCUAUGGCCGAGUCCUCAAGCGGCUGGGCGAGAAAUUCGUGGAGGCGCAGUACAUGGCCGUCCUGGAGAACCUCACUUUGGAUGUGCUCGGAAACGCGAACAUUCUCAACAACAGAUACAGGCUGCUGGUCUCGAGGCGCAUUGUCGACACAAUCCUGCAGGUAGUCAUUGGACAGCGCAUUCUUGGCGAAUCGGCGCAGAUCGCGGUGGCCAAGAUCAUCAUAAGCGACGUCUUCAAGAACUACCCGCAAACCCUCAAAGAAAGACCCGAGCCAAGCAAGCAGACCUUGAUUGCCACUCUUGGCGCCGCCACAUCACUGGUCGAGUCACUCGGUUCAGCCUCAAACAACUUUGCGGAGUCCUGCCGGGAUGGGCUGCUGCAAGUGCUGCAGCACCCCAGCUACAGUGUACAGGUGUACGCCUCGAAGUGCUUGAAAUCCUUUGUCCUAGCCUGCCCACAACAGCUGUUGCCAUGCCUCUCCGUCUGCAUGAACAGCCUCGGUCGGGAGAUGGGCCUGCUCGGAGGUCCCAAGGGCUCGCCACGGAGAUGUAUCGGCUUCGCGCACGGUCUCGCUGCCACGCUUAGCGCCAGCCCGGCCCGUCCCCUCUACGGAUCGCUCGAUGUCGACAACAGAGUAUACUCGAUGGCGACAGAUCUUCUUAAGUCGAGCAGCCAGGCUGAGCUGCGCGUAUCAGCAACUCAAGUACAGGUAGCAUGGAUCCUUCUGGGUGGUCUUAUGACUCUCGGUCCGAACUUUGUCAAGAUCCACCUGUCACAGCUCCUCGUCUUGUGGAAGAACACAACACCGAAACCACUGGCCAAGGACAAUUUCGCCCACCGCAGCCUACUUGAGGUCUCGUAUCUGACCCACGUAAAAGAGUGUGCUUUGGGCUGUAUUCUGUCGUUCCUCCAGUUCAAUGCGAGACUACUCACCGUGGAUGUUUCCAAGCGCAUUGCGACAAUGCUGCAAAACACGUCGGCGUUUCUGAAGAUGCUUCCCUCUAAGAAGACUUCUGAAGAUAUCACCCAAAGACUGACGCCUGCCCUGCAACUUUUGGACUUUGAGAUGAUGACUCAACGCCGCGUUCUCCAGUGCUACACCAAACUCGUCAACCAAAGUCCUGCCGGGGGCAGCGAAGCACUGUUGCAGUCAAACUUGUUGACGCUAGCCAUUUCACUAUUCGCGGACCCUGAGAACUACGCACCAAACACACUCAGCGCGUCCAUUGCAAGCGCAGCCGGAACGUUCGAGACAGUCUGGGAUGCGAAUGACAAUUCGGGCUUUGGCGUCAAUGGCCUUGUCCGAGGUUUCAAGAUGAAGAAGCUGCCUGGACAGAAGGACGAAGCUGAAGACGCAGCUGAGGUGGAUGAGACAAACCCCGACAGAAUCAUUGAUAGCCUCAUCCAGACUCCGAUCUGCCCGACAUGGGAGAAUGACGCUGCCCUAUUGUACACCAACCACGGCGACGAGCCUACACAGCUGCCAGACCCGCCUGCCACCGAGGUCGUCAACAUGGCCAUACAGCUCUUUGCCUUCGUGUUUCCAUUGACUCCUCCGAAAGUUCAAGAGAGCAUCUUGGAACAGAUUGUGACCUUCAUUUCGGCAGGGUCGUUGCAACGUGACCCAGGACGCAAGGCAGCGAUCAGUGUCAACGUUGCAAGUGCACUGUGCUCCACGCUCAAGGUUGCUGUCAAGGAAACUCGCUCACCUGCAGGUGACAUCACCACAAUCGCUGUGGAGAAACUGCUCCAAGAGCUGGUCCGUACCUUCGUCAUCGACCCUGAUCAAUACGUUCGGCAUCUGGGAUACGAGGCGAUCGCACGUUUAUGCAAUGCUUCAGGCAAUGCUUUUACAAACCACGAGGUCAAGCAUCUCGUGGACACCAUCGUUGGUAACAGGGAGCCCACUGCACGUGCUGGUUGCGCCAUGGCUCUCGGCUGCAUUCAGGCGAAAGUUGGAGGGAUGGGCGCUGCAUAUCACCUCAAGACAAUUACCGGCAUCCUCAUGUCUUUGUGCAAUGACCCGCACCCAACCGUGCAUUACUGGGCAAUCAAGGCGCUUGGUCAUGCCGCGGGCGCUGCCGGUCUCAGCUUCGGCCCGUACGUGUCAGGCACACUUGGUAUGAUUGCACAACUAUAUCUGUCUGAAAGCCAUCACACAGAAGUGGCCUCACCGAUUUCGAUGAGCCUAGAGAUGGAGCUCUCGACUGUCGGUGCGCUUACACGCUGUGUCGACGCGAUCAUCAAUGUCGUUGGGCCUGACUUGCAAGACUCUGUCAAAUCUCGCGAACUUAUCUUGACACUUGUCAACCAGCUUCAAGAAGAAGACGACAUCAAGGUGCAGCGCGAGGCGCUGACGUGCCUUGAGCAUCUAUCCAUGUACACCCCUGGUCACAUGGUCUUCACAGACUAUGUCAGAUGCCUGCAGAACUAUCUCGACUCGGAAUACCCGUUCUUGCGAGAUGUGGCCAUUGAUGGUCUCUACAAUCUGAUGAAAAGAAACUCGUACGACGUCCUCGCCGCUGCCAAACCAGGCAUCGAAGAGCAGCUGUGGCUUAUACUUGAUGACGCCCCGCAGCAUGACGGGCUUCGCACGCUGAUCCGCAACUGGAUGAAGCAGACUGCACUUAGAGACACGGCAACAUGGCUUGCUCGUUUCCAAGGAGUCCUGAAGCUGACCAGACGCAAGCCCCAAGACGUUGUACAGCCUGUUGCAAAGCCAAGCGCCACAAUCGAUCUCCAAGAUGACGAAGUCGCCGGCUUCGCUGGAACGGCCAAAGAAGAAAAGGAUGCGCCAUCACGGUCCGAGGUUGAGCCGCUCAGGUGGCAAGUCCGGACUUUUGCCAUGGAGUGUCUGUACGACCUUUUCAUGCUGAUCAAUAAGGAUCUUGCCGUAAAUGGAGAGUCUGCCGCCCAAACCGCGCUCCAGGCCAAGAUCGCCGAUGUUGUCCGCAUGGCGUUCUCAGCAUCCACCUCUGGGGUUGUCGAGCUGCGCAUCUGGGGUCUCAAGAUUGUCGGGGCAAUCCUGAAGAUGUUCGGCAAGACGCCUGAUCCUGACUUUGACGAAGCCAUGCUUCUUGAGCAAUAUCAGGCUCAGAUUGGCUCAGCGCUGACUCCCGCAUUUGCAGCCGACUCGUCGCCUGAGCUCGCUUCCGAAGCUGUCAAUGUCUGCGCCGCUUUCAUCUCGACUGGGAUCGUGACCGACGUGGAACGCAUGGGCCGCAUCCUCAAGACACUCGUGACGGCACUUGAAAACUUCUCGUCAGAGGUGGAGAACGCGGGGAUCGGAGACCUCAAGGGUCUCAGCUCAAGUGCUCAGGUCAUGGUCAAGAUGUCCGUCUUUUCCGCGUGGGCUGAUUUGCAAGUGGCGAGUUCUGAGCAAAAGUACCUUCUCGAGGUUCUGAAGCCGCACAUUGGAACGCUUACGCCACUCUGGCUAGCCUCCCUGCGAGAAUUUGCCCGACUGCGGUUCGAGCCAGACAUCUCGAUGACCUUGGGACCCCCAUCGAUGUCAGGCAGCUUGGACUCGAUCUACUCUGCCCUCAACCGCGAGACCCUUCUCAAAUUCUACCAGGACUCCUGGCUGAAGCUCGUCGAUGCUAUUGCCAGUCUCAUUGAGCAAGAUAGCGAGUUCGUCUUUGAUGCUCUGGAUGGUAAGGAAGUCGACGCUCCUGGCACAAACGGCCAUAGCAAAGGCGCCGAUAUCAACUACCGCGACGAACCACUGGCGUUCUUCUUCGUCCUCUUCGGCAUAGCGUUCGAGGCUCUGGCAGCCAGGCCGGGCCAGUCUGACGCGCUAGCAACCCAGGAGCAGACGCUGGAGAUCCUGCAAGCGCUGAAGAAGAUCUUGCACCCCAGUGUCUCCGGCCAUGCCAUCUAUCGGCCCGCCAUCUUUUCGGAGACGAUGGACCUCCUAGACCGUCUCAUUCUGACAGAAGGGCUCGACGUGCAAAGCGUCAUUGUGGAUAUUGCCCGCGCUCUAUGCGUGGCGCAUCCAUCAGCGCGGAAGAAGGAGCAAACCGAGGAUGGUGAUCUCUCGGAGGACAUUGAGCAGCUGUUUGAGCUGACGCGCAUUAUUGUCCUUGUCCUGUCUGGCAUGCUGCCCAACCUCAGCGAGGCGGGCCAACCCGUGCGCUUCCAGCUGACGGAAGAAGCGGUGCUGCUGAUCCGCUCGGCUCUGAACGCCAUUGUUGACGCUGCGGAAGUCUUCCCGUCCAUCAUCAAGACCGACUUGCACGCCUGCAUCAUCCACAUCUUUGCCACCAUCAUGAUGACCCCAUCCUGCCAAGAUGUCAUUGUGCCUCAAGCUCUCCCAAUGUUCAAGCGCUUCAUCACAAGCAUGCUUGGAUCCCGCACCACGCAGGAAGCCCGAUCAGUCACAGAUGCGCAAGUACAAGGGUGCUUGCGUCGACUCUUGUCCAUCUACCUCAAUGCCCAGAAGCGAGAGCAACCCACGUCGUUGCAGAAUGUCAAGAACUGUCUCCUCGCCAUCACCAUCCUGUUUACGGGAGGCAACAACCGCCUCGCGGCUAACAACCCCUUGGCUCAACGAUUUCUGGAGGAGGUCCUGGACUGCUUGACGGAUCGCAUGACUGCCAAGAUCGCUGCCAAUUGUGUCAAGUCACUGCUCCUCCAGCCGUCGCCUUCACCUGCGGACCAGUCCAUCGCGCGUCACCUGCUUCCUCGCCUGGUUGCUUUCAUCACGGACACUGAUCCUGAAGAUCCAGAGCAAGCGCGGAGCUUGGUUGCGCAGACCCUGACCCAGUACGUCAGCGCUGUAGGCAAGGACCACGCGCCAAUCGUCAUGUCUGUAGUGGCGCCCGCGCUCCUGUCGCGCGCCAAUAGUGAGGGCGCGGUCGUGUACCAGGAGACCAGCGCUCGUCUGCUCGAGCUCGCUUCCGCGGACCAGCCUGGCUUCCGUGGUGUCGUGGGUAAUAUGAGCGCGGGACAGCGGGCGUUUAUGGAGGAGGUGAUCAAGUCUGGGCAGCAGACUCGCGUGGUUAAGAGUGGGCAGGCAAGCAGCCAGCCUACGAUUGCGCUGAAGAUGAACUUUGGUGGUUAGCCGACGGGUGUGCAGUUUGCUGUAGCAGGUUAGCAUAGUGGCAACCCCGGAUGCCAACGGUCAUCGACGUUAUAUUACCAUCCAUGAAUGUAAUGCUUUAUAUUGAUCAUGGCGCUUUGCAUGCAGGUACUUAUUGGCAUCAUGCAUGCUACAAUCGGGCUGGGGCUGUACGAGGGCAACUGCUCCCAAAGUGUGGGAUGCGACGACGAGGAUCUCACCGUCGCCUUGUUCUUGUUAAUCGUCAUCCCCACGGGGAAAUUAUCCAACCUUAUAUUAGGUAGUGUGUUUUCCGGCGGACUCCCGUCCUGCUGAACGCUAUCAUGAUUUUUCUCCAUCAAGUCUUCUUGUUGUUAUCUUUGUU